CCACCAUGACUGCAAAAUUUCCAAGUUUCUCGCUAGUUUAAAUGCACGCCGCUAGCUUAGCUACUCUCUUCCACCCACAACCCCCAAGCAUCAGCAUCACAACCCACCAAUCGAAUCGAUCGAACAAGACACGACACCAUGCGCCGCCGCGUCUCCUCCUCCUCCUCCUCCUCCUCGUCCUCGUCGCCGGCGAGGCAUCACAAGGCGCGGCGCAGCAGGAGGAAGCUCGCCGUCGACGAGGACUGGGAGGCCGCCUUCCGCGAGUUCCUCUCCCGCGACCACGACGACGACGACGACGACCACGACGGUCAGCAUGUCGUUGUUGCGCCGUUGAUCCGUGGUAGUGACAAGUGCGUCCACGGCCACGAGGUGGUGGCGUCGACGGUCGGCGGUGGCGCAAGCGGCGGACGACGACGAGCCGACGACGACGACGGCGAGCGGCGGCGGCGGCGGCGGAGGGAGAAGCGGAGCUACCCGUACCGCGGCAUCCGGCAGCGGCCGUGGGGGAGGUGGGCGUCGGAGAUCCGCGACCCCGUCAAGGGCAUCCGCGUCUGGCUCGGCACCUUCGACACCGCCGAGGGCGCCGCGCGCGCCUACGACGACGAGGUUCGCCGCAUCUACGGCGGCAACGCCAAGACCAACUUCCCCCCAUCGCCGCCCACGCCGCCGCCGCCGGAGAAGCCAGCGGCGGAGAGGAGCCCCUCGACGACGCCGACGACGACCACGGAGGACUCCGGCGACUCGCGCAUACUCAUCGAGUGCUGCUCCGACGACCUGAUGGACAGCCUCCUCGCCGCCUUCGACAUGACCACCGGCGACAUGCGCUUCUGGAGCUAACGAACAACAGAGCAGAUUCAGGACAACAUAAACGGCACGUCUUUGCAACCUUGACAUGCGACUCGCCUAAUAAUCUUGUCAAACAAGGGCCGCCAGCUUAAUUAGCUUUUUCCAAAGGUGGGGAACAAUUUUGGGGGAUGCAAUUAGGACGCACAGAGAUGACCCCAACUUGUCAAUGGGAAUUGAACUCUGAUGACCUUUGUAAUGAUAAUCAAGGCACCACAUUGUGGGGUUAAGCAAAGUUUUGGCAAAUUAGCUUUGCCUUGCAGGAAUAAAUCAGCAUUUCUUUUUUUUUCCUUUCACUGGACCCCAAUAAGGUAAUUUGCAUACAUAUGUCCCAUGGAUCGAACAAUAUGAAAAGUAAUUGUAUAGUGUUGGUUGCAGAGGUUAUCAACACUUAUUCGGGUUA
Molecule: messenger RNA, 1246 nt
Organism: Oryza sativa Japonica Group (Japanese rice)
Lineage: Eukaryota; Viridiplantae; Streptophyta; Magnoliopsida; Poales; Poaceae
Product: ethylene-responsive transcription factor 1-like
Biological process (GO): ethylene-activated signaling pathway; regulation of DNA-templated transcription
Molecular function (GO): DNA binding; DNA-binding transcription factor activity
Source: RefSeq, a predicted model, not a curated record